UAACUGUGUCAAUUUAACGGUGAAACGUGAAUUCUGUGAUCUUUCAUUUAUCUGACUGGAGUUUGAUGGGUUGUGUGCAACUCACCUUUGAACGGCUUAAACGAAUAAAUACAGUGUUGUAUAUUUCUCUCUGCUGCUCUCAUAUGAUAACUGUGGUAAAUCAUAGUGAUGAGUGUGUAACUAUGGUAAAUGACUGUUGUCAAGCUGCAGCUGCGUCACGCUCCAGUCCAGCAGGUGGCGCAAACGCACCGCGUGUUAAAUAAAACAACACAUAAGGAAAAGAGAAGUCGAGCAGCAAUGUUCAUCAUGAGAGAUCAGAUGGAUGUGAUGUGCUGUAAAUCAGUAGGAACUGAUCUGUCCAUGCUGGAUAUUGAUGAUUUGAUGACAGAAAUCUCUCAGCUGAAGAAAGAGGUGGCGUUACUGGAGUCAAAGCUCAGACAGAGAGAUGAACUCAACACAAAGGAUGUAUCUGGUGUCUGUCUCUGUGGCUUCGCUGAUCAAACAUCUACAGAGCUUCUUGUUUCUGUCUGUAAUGAUGAAGACCAGAAGACAUCAGUGAAUCUGCUGGACUGUGGCACGAAAGUGAAACAAGAAGUCACAGAAGAACAGAUAGAUGAAGGUGGUUUGAUUUUUUCAGACCUAAUGGAGGUAAAACAAGAAGUCACAGAAGCAAGAGAACAGACAAAUGAAGAUCUGAAAGUGAAGGAGGAAAGUUCACAACUCAGUAUAAUGGAAGAGACACCUCAUCAUUUCAUACCCAAGGAAGAAUCUCUGACCUGCUUGAAGACUAAGAAAAAAAUUUCACCAAAAAUUAGCAACAAACAAAAAACAACAACAGCCAAGGAUCCUUUUAUGUGUCCUCAGUGCAGAUUUAUUUUCAGCCAUAAAUCUGCACUUAAAAGGCACAUGAAUCUUCACACUGGAGAAAAGCCUCACAUAUGUGUUCAGUGUGGAAAGAGUUUCAGUAUUAGGUCCUACUUGACUGUUCACAUGAAAAUUCACACUGGAGAAAAACCUUUUAAUUGUGAUCAGUGUGGAAAGAGCUUCCCCUUUAAAUCUAAGCUAAAUAUCCACACAAGAAUUCACACGGGAGAUAAACCUUACAGAUGCGAAUGGUGUGAAAAGAGCUUCGCCCGUAGGUGUGACCUUAAUGUCCACAAGAGAAAUCACACUGGAGAUAAACCUUACAGAUGUGAUCAGUGUGGAAAGGGCUUCGUUCGUAAGUCUGACCUUAAUUCGCACGUGAAAAUUCACAUAGGAGAAAAGCCUCACAGCUGUGAUCGAUGUGGAAAGGCCUUCAUUCAUAAAUGCCAACUUAAUGAGCACAUGAAAGUUCACACUGGAGAAAAGCCUUUGAGAUGUGAUCAGUGUGGAAAGAGCUUCAGUCGAAAGUCCAACUUGAAUGUGCACAUGAAAAUUCACACCGGAGAAAAAGCUUACAGAUGUGUGAUCAGUGUGGAAAAAGCUUCGGUUGAAAGUCCGACUUGAAUGUGCACAUGAACAUUUACACUGGAGAAAAGCCUUAGAGAUGUCGUAAGUUGGAUAUCGACUUGCACAUGAAAAUUCACACUGGAGAAAAGCCCUUUAAAUGGACUGCAUUUAGCGCUUUCAUGGACCCAUGGCCAUCCAAAGCGCUUUACAAUUUGCCUUACAUUCACUCGGCGGCGGUGUCAGCCAUGCAAGUCGCCAUCCAGCUCGUCAGGAGCAGCUGGGGUUAGGUGUCUUGCUCAAGGACACCUCAACACUUGAUCAGAUGGAGCUGGGGAUUGAACCACCAAUCUUCUGGUUUGUAGACAACCUACAUGAACCACUGAGCCACUGCCACCCCUCAUAAGUCCAUCCUUAAAGUGCACAUGAAGAUUCACACUGAAGAACGGCUUUAAAUGCCCAAUACACACUGCACUUAAAUGAGGGAGUGAAUCGUCUAAAUCAUUGUUCUGUGUGUGUGUGUUCAAAACAAGACUCCUGAAACGAUGAUACUUGACACAGGGGUAACCAUGGCAACAUUCUGCCGUCUCGCAUGUUUAAAGUCCCCGUGAACCGGAAGUUGUGAUCGUCUUCCGUGUUGUGACGUAUUUCCAAGUGAAACAGAAUAUCACGUGAGGAAAAUUGUGCUUUGAUUUGAUAUAGAAAAGUACGCAUUUCAUCCAGAAAUGGAACUGGCAGGGAAAACGAUUGCUUUCGCCCAAACUGUCUAACUGAUGUCAUAAGAGAAUGUUCACCACAAGAGGGCGGAAGUCAAUUUUCAGAUUUUGUUUAAAAAAAUUUUUAUUACUUGCACAGAUACAUUUUUAUAAUAAACACUGCAAUGUUACUUAAAUAUUACUUAAAUAUUUAAAUAUUACUAAAAAUUGUCAGUUUUAAUUUCAUUGGAGCUUAAAAAUGUUGUCCUAUGGCCUGUUCAGACCACCAGUGAUUAACAGUAGCUGAGCGACGUGAUCUCAUUCUUUUCAAGAGAAGCUUGGCAACUUCCAACUUCAGAAAAGUUCAACUUUUUAUGCAAAUAAUGAGCGACAUUCGGCAGCGACUACCAAUGACAGAGAAGCAGAGAAGUUCAUGUCAAAUGUCUCUCGUCAGUUACUGCAGUGGAUGGUUUUCAUUUUUAUUAAAUGAGUAUCGCCAUUAAUUUCAUUGGAAUUAGAAACACCUCCUAACUAGGGAUGUAAGAAAAUAUGUGACCAGUGCUGGCAAAAUAAAGAUCCUGUUUUUGUGUUAACAGUGUGCAAUAUAACGCAGUAUUUUUCACACAAUUUACUUAUCUCUAUAGCGCUGUUUUCACUGAGCCUGAGCUUGUUGAGAUGCUUGAUUCUGAUUGGCCAGUUGCAGCAUUGUUCCCUAUACAUGGAUAUCAGCUGACGUCACUCACUUGUCUUCCGCCAUUUUGAGGACUUGAAGUGGUCGCAAAAGAAUUAGAAGCUAUGCCUUCAAUAUGCUGUGAGCAUCAAAAUCGCUAUUUUAACAACACUAAGAAGGCUCAACACAACAUGAUAUUUUGCUCGAAGUAUCGCCUGUGUCUCUACACGUGAACUCGAGCAUUGAGAACAUUGUUUGUGAAAAGAGAGUUCAGUUUUGAACAACUGACUUUGGAUGAUUUGGCGUCCGCUCACCGCCUUCUUCCCAGUCAAGAUGUAUCGAUUUCCUCCAAUUGCGACGUAAGGAGGGAGGAUUGUAAAUAUUGAUAUCUCCUAAAGCAUAGUUCCAUAAAAAUGCACAGAUAAUUCGUUGUUUUGUGUGAAAAACAAUAUUGACCUUCUAGUUGAAAAAGGAGCCUCAUAUGAGAUUCAUUCAUUCCCCUUUGGAAAUCGAUUAUUUCCGUCUGGCAGAGAUGACGAGCGGACAACAUAACAGCCAAAGUCAGUUGUACAAAACAUUUAUUUUUAGUAAACUCUGUGUACAAAAAAUAUGUUCUCAAUGCUCGCGUUCAUGUGUAGAGAUCCAGGUGAUACUUCGCGCCGCCUUAUGUUGUAAAAUAGUGGUAGUUCGGUAGCAGCGGACAGCGGCUGGAAGAACGCAUCAGGGAUCGAGAAGGCAUCACACCCUUACCAAGAUAUAUUUUAAAGUAGCGUUUAUUUUCAUGACAGUCGAGAUGCGACAUGUUGUCUUUUGUAGCCCUUUACUGUAUCCGUAAGAAUCAUAGACAGUAAAUCCGUAAAUCGUAGCAAGGUAGCCAAUGCUUGUCAAUAGCAUACUGGUACUCGGUAGGUCCUCAAGAUGGCGGCAUUACGUAAAAGGUCACAUGACUGAAAUCAAUCUAUACUCCAGCCAUAUUUGUUUUCUGCUCUCCGCGGUCUAGCCAAUAGUAUAACAUUGUGAGACCUACUUGGCGGGUAUUUAGUAAGGCCCCUUCUGAUUGGCCUAAUUUUGAAAUAUCUAAGCUUGCAGCACACAGUGUAAGUUAUCGCACUUCUCUGCGGUAUGGAUGUCGCAUAUGCUGUUAUCAUGUUAACGGUAAUUUUUCGGUAUACUGUGCAGUCCUACUGUAUAUUUAUAAAUCUAUAUAAACUGUUUUUGUUUUUAUGUCACAUUGUUAUCAGGGAUGGGCGGUAUUUUUGAUACAUGUAUUUCAAAUACAAAAUAGUAUUUUGUUAUUUAUAUUUAAUAGGGUUGAUGAAAAUGCCUUAGUAUUUUGUAUCAAAAUACCUCAGUGUUUUGUAUUUUUAAAUACUGAAAAAAUACUUUGUAAGAAGUCUACACGAUGACAUCAUAAAAAUGCGGUGUCUGAUUGGUGCCUAGUAAGAAGUUUGCCCAGCCCCAGAUCAAAAAAUUGAUCCAUAUGAAAGGUGGUGGUCAAGUUAAGAAAUGUGCAGGCUGCCAGCAUUUCAUCUUUAUUUUUGCACAAUUUGCUAUAAUUUUUAACAGUUCAUGUUAAGUUUUGGUGUUUGUUGUAGUAGCAACAUGCAGACUUGCCCGCUUUUCAUCAAAAGAAUCAUGAUAUUUAAGUUUGGAUACCAUUGCAUGAACCCUUCAUUACAGGUUGCACAUGUCAGAUUUUUGCAUGACUCAAUUAGAGUCAAUGUAAUGGUGAAGAUCAAAUAGUCCAACUGAUGGAAGGUUUGCCAAGAAAUGUCAUGCUCCCUUGUAAAAGUAUUUUUUUGUAUUUAUUUUCAAAAUACAAAAAUGCAGUAGUUUAUUGUGUUUCGUAUUUUAUUUUAAAACACUUAAAUCUAAGGUAUUUGGUAUUUUAUUUUAAAAUACGUUUUGAUGUAUCUUUGCCCAACCCUAAUUGUAAUAAUGAAUUACUUACAUUUUUCUAUGUUCAAUGUUUUUUGGUGGAGAAAUAAAUGAAAGGAUGCUGAGAAUAAUCAGAUAUUUUUAAUUGUUUAUUUUAAUUUAGUUUGUUUUUACGUUUUUAAAUGAUUUUUAACACAAUGGGUCUCAUUAACUAUGUAUACAUACGCAUGAAUUUGUUCGUGAAAUGUGUGUUCGGAUGUUUUAACUAACAAAUCAUGAUACUAAAAUUUCUUCUAAACGUAAGAACAACUUAGACCACACGUGCACAAUAAUCAUGAAAAAGGAUACAGAACCCUAUAAUAUAUAUCCGUGCAUAUUUUAUAUAUUUUUCCUUGUUUAUGAUUAUUGCCUACGUGUGGUCUUAGUUGUUCUAACGUUUUUUGCAAACAUUUAAAACACAUUUUAGUAUGAAUGUUUUUGUUGAAUCAUGAUUUGUAAGGUAAAACAUCUGUAUGCACAUUUUACAAACAAAUUUGUGCAUAUGCAUGCUUAGUGAAUGAGACCCAAUGUUUUGUUAUCAUUUGAAGUAGAGUAAAGUCUUUAAAUUGUAUUUAAAAAGUGUGUUUCUCCUCUUGUGAUGUGAUAAUACCUCUGCACCACUGGAGGGCAUCAACUCCUAAACAUUUGGAUUUAAACUCCUGAUGCACACUGUGUGUUAGUAUUGGUAAUAAUUCCUAUCUUUAGGAAAAGCAUCAUACAUCACUACUCUUUUAUUUUUAUAAUAUAUUGCAGGUGUGCACUAAUGUUUUGGCAUCAUGUGUACUAAAUGAUCGGAGCAUAUUAAACAGCACACUGUAUCCCAUCAUGCAGUUUGACUUGUCCCUACAUUUUCACUGAAGAAAA
This is a messenger RNA of Paramisgurnus dabryanus, 5574 nucleotides long. RefSeq lists its product as uncharacterized. Gene Ontology annotation, biological process: regulation of transcription by RNA polymerase II. The record is from RefSeq and is a predicted model, not a curated record. Lineage: Eukaryota; Metazoa; Chordata; Actinopteri; Cypriniformes; Cobitidae. Gene Ontology annotation, molecular function: DNA-binding transcription factor activity, RNA polymerase II-specific; RNA polymerase II cis-regulatory region sequence-specific DNA binding.